Molecule: messenger RNA, 573 nt
Organism: Trichoderma breve
Lineage: Eukaryota; Fungi; Ascomycota; Sordariomycetes; Hypocreales; Hypocreaceae
Product: asp/Glu/Hydantoin racemase domain-containing protein
Exons: 1
Coding region: 1-573 (190 amino acids)
Molecular function (GO): amino-acid racemase activity
Source: RefSeq, a predicted model, not a curated record
AUGAACUUUGAGCGCAGCGCUCAUUUCGUGAACAACAAUCUGUGGGAAGAAGGAGGAGAGUACUUGCAUGGAAAGGCUCUGAGCUUGGAGAGAGCUGGAGCCGAUUUCAUCAUCUGCGUCUCGAACACUUGGCACCGGGUUUCUGAGGCGUUCAUGAAGGAUGUGAAGAUUCCUCUUUAUCACAUCGCUGAUCCAACAGCCCAAGCGAUACUGGAUCUAAAGCUGCACACCGUUGCCUUGCUGGGAACCAAGGCCACCAUGUCCUCGGACUAUCUGCCGAAUGAGUUCUCAAGCCGUUUCGGAAUAAACAUUAUUGUACCAACAGACGAAGAACAAAUUUACAUUGACGACGUAAUCUUCAACGAACUUGCCAAAUCCCAAUUCACAGAGGAGUCAAGACAAGGCUACCUGAAGAUUGUUGACGAGUUGGUCUCUCGAGGAGCACAGGGUGUGAUCCUGGGGUGCACGGAGAUCCCGCUACUUAUUGAACAAAAGGAUCGACCCGAUAUUCCGAUGUUCAACACUUUGGAGCUACAUGCGCGGGGUGCUGCGGAGAGGGCGCUGUUGGACUAG